Messenger RNA from Carlito syrichta (Philippine tarsier), 4602 nucleotides. It is a transcript of the gene CDAN1, whose product is annotated as codanin 1. The record is from RefSeq and is a predicted model, not a curated record. Gene Ontology annotation, biological process: chromatin organization. NCBI's taxonomy places the organism in Eukaryota, Metazoa, Chordata, Mammalia, Primates, Tarsiidae. The annotation marks the transcript as partial. The transcript has 30 exons. Gene Ontology annotation, cellular component: nucleus.
GCUACGCAGAUAUAAAGUCCUAGGGAGCAGUAACUCCGACUCAGACCUUUUCUCCCGCCUGGCCCAAAUUCUUCAAAAUGGAUCUCAGAAAUCUCGGAGCACCACUCAGUGCAAGACUCCAGGGUCGCCGCACAAUCCAAAAACACCACCCAAGAGUCCAGGGGCCCCGCGCAGGAGUCCCAGUGCCUCUCCUCGAAGCUCAUCCUUGCCUCGCACAUCUAGCUCUUCACCAUCCCGGGCAGGACGGCCCCACCAUGACCAGAGGAGUUCAUCCCCACAUCUGGGGAGAAGCAAGUCACCUCCCAGCCACUCAGGAUCUUCCUCCUCCAGGAGAUCCUGCCAGCAGGAGCAUUGCAAACCCAGCAAGAAUGGCUUGAAAGGAUCCGGCAGCCUUCACCACCACUCAGCCAGCACUAAAAACCCCCCAGGGAAGAAACCUCAGUCUCCCCAGAGCUGCAUCCGUCCCGCGGCGGCCCGGGCCCAGUUCGAGUCCCGGCAGGUGUCGGUUGCAGCCGUCGUACGGUGGAUCGAGCGCAGCACCCAGAGUUUGGAGGGUAACCCCGGGGAGGCGGCCGUCUUGAGCGCACUCCAGCCGCUGCGGAAAGAAUUCGUGCCGUUCCUGCUGAACUUCCUGAGGGAGCAGAGCAGCCGCAUCCUCCCGCAGGGGCCCCCGACCCCCGCCAAGGCCCCGGGCGCGUCGGCAGCCUUGCCGGGGAGGCCGGGGGGCCCGCCGCGGGGCAGCCGCGGGGCGCGAAGCCAGCUCUUCCCUCCGACUGAGCCCCAGGGCGCCGCCGCCGCCGAGGCCCCUCUGGCCCGUCCUGUGGCUACUCUCAGCAGGACGAAGCCUUCACGCAGGAUCAACCCAACCCCGGUGAGCGAGGAGCGGUCACUCUCCAAGCCCAAGACCUGCUUCACCUCACCCCCCAUCAGCUGUGUCCCCAGUUCCCAACCCUCAGCCCUGGACACUAGCCCUUGGGGCCUUGGCCUUUCCCCAGGGUGCAGAAGUCUGCAAGAGGAGCGGGAGAUGCUCAGGAAGGAGCGCUCUAAGCAGCCGCAGCAGUCACCUAACCCCACCUGUCCCACCCCAGAACUGGGGUCGUCCCUCCCCAGCCGGGCAGGAAGCCUCCCAGAUGAACCCGCUGAUCCUGCCAGAGUGUCUUCCAGGCCGCGUCUGGAGCUGGUGGCCCUUGUUUACUCCUCAUGCAUUGCUGAGAACCUCGUACCAAACCUCUUCUUGGAGCUCUUCUUUGUCCUUCAGCUCCUUACUGCCCGGAGGAUGGUGCCCACUAAGGACAGUGACCUUGAGCUGAGUCUAGGUGGCGUAGAUUCCCUGGAAAGUCCACUGUUCCAGAGUAUCCACGAUUGUGUCUUCUUUGCGGUGCAGGUUUUAGAGCAUCAGUUUCAGGUUCUUUCCUACCUGGACAAAGGGACCUUGAAGCUGCUGGCUGAGAAUGAGCGGCUGCUGUGCUUCUCACCAGCUCUGCAAGGCCGCCUUCGAGCUGCCUAUGAGGGCAGCGUUGCCAAGGUCUCUCUGGUGAUGCCACCCUCUGCUCAAGCUGUCUCCUUUCAGCCAGAGACUGACAAUCGUGCCAACUUCUCCAGUGACCGAGCCUUUCAUACUUUUAAAAAACAGAGGGAUGUGUUUUAUGAGGUGCUUCGAGAGUGGGAAGACCGCCAUGAGGAGCCCGGCUGGGAUUUUGAGAAGGGCUUGGGCAGCAGGAUCAGAGCCAUGAUGGGUCAACUCUCCACAGCCUGCAGCCAUGGCCACUUUGUUCGGCUUUUCCAAAAACAACUCCUCCAGAUGUGUCAGAGCCUUGGUGGUGCUGGGGGCACCGUCUUGGGUGAGGCCCCAGAUGUGCUGAGUAUGCUGGGAGCUGACAAGUUGGGGCGGUUGCGGCGCCUGCAAGAGCGACUUGUGGCCCCUCAGAGUGGUGGGGGGCCCUGCCCACCCCCCACCUUCCCAGGCUGUCAAGGCUUCUUUAGGGACUUCAUCCUGAGUGCCAGCAGCUUUCAGUUUAAUCAGCAUCUCAUGGACAGUCUGAGCUUGAAGAUCCGGGAGCUCAAUGGCCUCGCCCUGCCUCAGCACGAACCCAGUGAUGAAGAUGGGGAGUCAGAUGUAGACUGGCAGGGUGAACGGAGGCAAUUUGCUGUGGUGCUUCUUAGCCUGCGGCUUUUGGCUAAAUUCCUGGGCUUUGUGGCUUUCCUGCCAUAUCGGGGACCUGAACCACCCCCAACCGGAGAGCUGCAGGACUCCAUUCUGGCCCUCAGGAGCCAGGUCCCUCCGGUCCUGGAUGUUCGAACUCUGCUGCAGCAAGGGCUGCGGGCAGGCCGGGCAGUGCUCACCGUGCCCUGGCUGGUGGAGUUCCUUUCCUUUGCUGACCACGUCGCGCCUUUGCUAGACUACUACCGAAGUGUCUUUGCUCUCCUGCUGCACCUGCAUCGGAGCUUGGUGUUAUCACAGGACAGUGAAGGGGAGAUGUGUUUCAUGAACAAGCUGCUGCUGCUCGCUGUCCUAGGCUGGCUUUUCCAGAUUCCCACAAUCCCUGAAGAUUUGUUCUUUCUGGAAGAGGGUCAGUUGGAUGCCUUUGAGGCAGACACAGUAGCCUCAGAACAUGGCUUGGACAGCGUGCCUGUCGUGGACCAGCAGCUGCUCUAUACCUGCUGUCCCUACAUUGGUGAGCUCCGGAAACUGCUUGCUUCGUGGGUAUCAGGCAGUAGUGGACGGAGUGGGGGCUUCGUGAGGAAAAUCACUCCUACCACCACCACUGGCCUGGGAGCGCAGCCUCCUCAGACUUCCCAGGGGCUGCAGACACAGCUUGCCCAGGCCUUUUUCCACAACCAGCCACCUUCCCUGCGCAGGACUGUAGAGUUUGUGGCAGAGAGAAUUGGAUCAAACUGUGUCAAACAUAUCAAGGCCACACUGGUGGCAGAUCUGGUGCACAAGGCAGAGUCACUUCUCCAAGAGCAGCUGGUGCCACAAGGACAGGAAGAGGGCGAUCCAGUCCAGCUGUUGGAGAUCUUGUGUUCCCAGCUGUGCCCCCAUGGGACCCAGGCACUGACGCAGGGGCGGGAGUUCUGCCAGAGGAAGAGCCCUGGGGCCGUGCGGGCGCUGCUUCCAGAGGAGACCCCAGCAGCCGUUCUAAGCAGUGCAGAGAACAUAGCUGUGGGGCUUGCAACAGAGAAAGCCUGUGCUUGGUUGUCAGCCAACAUCACAGCGCUGAUUAGGAGGGAGGUGAAAGCAGCAGUGAGUCGCACUCUUCGAGCCCAGGGUCCUGAACCUGCUGCCCGGGGAGAGCGGAGGGGCUGCUCCCGCGCUUGUGAGCACCAUGCUCCCCUCCCCUCCCACCUCAUCUCCGAGAUAAAAGAUGUGCUCUCCCUGGCUGCGGGGCCGCGGGACCCUGACGAGGGAGUCUCCCCAGAGCAUCUGGAGCAUCUCCUAGGCCAGUUGGGCCAGACACUGCAGUGCCGCCAGUUCCUGUGCCCACCUGCUGAGCAGCAUCUGGCAAAGUGCUCUGUGGAAUUAGCCUCCCUCCUUGUUGCAGACCAAAUUCCCAUCCUAGGGCCCCCAGCACAGCACAGGCUGGAGAGAGGGCAGGCUCGAAGGCUUCUGCACAUGCUGCUUUCCCUGUGGAAGGAUGCCUUUCAGGGGCCGGUCCCACUACAGCUGCUGCUGAGCCCCAGAAAUGUGGGGCUUCUGGCAGACACAAGGCCGAGGGAGUGGGACCUGCUGCUGUUCUUGCUCCGGGAGCUGGUAGAGAAGGGUCUGAUGGGACGGAUGGAGAUAGAGACCUGCUUGGGCAGCCUCCACGAGGCCCAGUGGCCAGGGGACUUCUCUGAAGAAUUGACAACACUGUUUAACCUGUUCCUAGCUGAGCCCCAUCUGCCAGAACCCCAGCUAAGAGCUUGUGAGCUAGUGCAGCCAAAUCGGGGGACAUUGCUGGCCCAGAGCUAGGGCAGGGAAGUGGCCCUGCCCUGGGCAUCUCACCAGAACUCUGGAACCCUGCCUGUGCCUCAGGAGGAACCCAAAAGUCCAGUGCCACCCCAAGUGCCCACCCUUGCUGGCGUGGGAGUAGCUGGGUGUAUAAUCAGACUUCCUGCUCAGAUGUGAAGGAAAGGUGCAGCUGCGGGCCUCCCACCAACUACAGGCUCGCCACUUGAAUCCUAGAGGAAGGAGCAUUCACCUGAUUCAGAAUCGUGGCAGGAAAGCCUAAGAGACUCCGGUCCUGGAUGGAAGAGUUGGUGGUUACCACUUGGAUACUAAAUGAAAUAAGGUGUGUGGGCUUGUCAACACAGGAUUCAAGCUUCACUUGCUGCUAUCCCAGCAUCUCUUAAAACUUUGUGGUCUGGGAAAUCGUGACAGAGACUUCUGCUUAACUUGUGAGAAAAGCUAAAACAUGAAUCUUAGGAGCCUACCUUUUCUUACUACCAGGAGCUAGACUGCCAUCUCCUCAAAAGUGCACAACAGAUGAAGUAGGACUGACCUGACUGAGACCUAGCUUUACCCCUGUGCAGGUAGUAACCCUUUAGAAUACUCUCUGUCCAAGGACUCAGCACAGCGUGUACACUAGAGCUUUUUAAAAUAAACUGUUUCUUUAACAAGGA